GGGUGAGAAAGAAAGAGAGAGAGGGAGGGAGGGAGAAAGCUAGAGAGGGAGAGAGGCAGCGUUUGCAGGCAGUGGGAUUGACAAGGCUCGCAGUGCUGAAAUAAACACGCUUCAGCCCAGGCUCAGUAUUUUUUUUUUUUACCGCACGAUUCGGACUCUUCCGACGCAUCGGCCGCAGCGCGCACGCACCCGAUUUCAGUCACCACCACCCGAUCAGUUGAUCCGUGUGAAAUUAUGUCCCGAUCGGCGCAGAUCCAGCCGGCAAGAUGAUGAUUUUACCAAGGAGAGGCUCAAAUCGUGUGCCCGACUCGGUGCUCCUGGUGGUCUUGGUGGUCGCCGCUUCCCUCGGCGCCGCGUUCGCCAAGGAUACGGCUUUCGUGGAAGUGGUUCUGUUCGAGUCCAGUCCCAAUGGAGAUUACACUACGUACACGACUGGCUUGCAGGGACGCUUCUCCAAGGCUGGAGCCACUAUCAGCGCGGAGGGGGAGAUCGUUCAAAUGCAUCCAUUGGGACUAUGUAAUAAUAACGAUGAAGAGGACCUGUACGAGUAUGGCUGGGUCGGAGUGGUGAAGCUGGAGCAGCCAGAGCUGGACCCCAGCUGUCUCACCGUGCUGGGAAAGGCGAAGAGAGCGGUGCAGCGGGGAGCCACCGCCGUCAUCUUUGAUGUGUCUGAGAAUCCGGAUGCCAUCGACCAGCUCAACCAGGUUGCUGAGGAUCCUCUGAAGCGUCCUGUGGUUUACGUGAAGGGCAACGAUGCCGUUAAGCUGAUGAACAUCGUCAACAAGCAGAAAGUGGCCCGUGCUCGGAUACAACACAGACCACCGAGGCAGCCCACGGAAUAUUUCGACAUGGGCAUCUUCCUGGCUUUCUUCGUGGUGGUGUCACUGGUGUGCCUCAUUCUGCUCAUCAAGAUCAAACUCAAGCAAAGGAGAAGCCAGAGCUCCAUGAACAGAAUGGCCAUCCAGGCGCUGGAAAAGAUGGAGACCAGAAAGUUCAAAGCCAAAGGGAAGGCUCAGCGCGAGAGCAGCUGCGGAGCCUCCGAUUCGCUGAGCAGCAGCUCCACCUCCGACUGCGCCAUUUGUCUGGAAAAGUACAUCGACGGCGAGGAGCUGCGUGUUAUCCCCUGCGCUCACAGAUUUCAUAAGAAAUGUGUCGACCCCUGGCUGCUCCAGCACCACACCUGCCCCCACUGUAGACACAACAUCAUUGAACAAAAGAAGGGAAACCCUGGACCAGCAUGCAUGGACCCUGGCAACCCGGUCCACAGCAGGCAGAGGGUGGUGCUACCGGUCCAUUAUCCUGGCAGGGUGCACCGCGCGGGCCAGGUGACGGCCUACCCAACCAGAACCAGUAUGGACCCCCACGGGAACCCCAUCACCGUUCUCACUGUGGACCAGCACCCAGACCCCCAAGGACUGUACCCGCCCCAGUCAACAUCCGCCUUUCUCCGGAGCUACCACCCCACCCUCCAUCUUGAGCACUCGCUCAACCCCCACCACUGCGGAUUAGAGCACCGCGCGCCCCCGGGCUACCCGGCGCAGCCGCAUCACGCCGCCUUCAAGCGGCCCAAGUUCCACGGUCGCAGCUUUUCUCGCACCGCCUGUUUUUCGCAGUAUGAGACCAUGUACCAGCACUACUACUUCCAGGGGUUGACUUUCCCGCAGCAGCCCGACGGCGGCCAGGGGCCUGCUGUGGCGGGGCAGCUUGGUGGCGGAGGAGGGGCCCACAAGGCGCACCACAGCAGGGCCUUUCAGCCAGGGCUGCUGUACCCCACAGUGGUACACAUGGCGCCCGCCUCUUCCUCGAGGAUAGGCGACUCCGGCAGCGCUUCCGGCCUGAGCUGCUACCACGGCCACCGCUCGGUGUGCAGCGGUUACCUCGCCGACUGUCCCGGCAGCGACAGCAGCAGCAGCAGCUCCGGCCAGUGCCACUGCUCCUCCAGCGACUCCAUGUUGGACUGUACGGAGGUCAGCAACCAGGGGGUGUACGGCAGCUGCUCAACCUUUCGCAGCUCGCUGAGCAGCGACUACGACCCGUACGUCUACCGGAGUAAGAGUCCGUGUCGGGGCUCCACGGGGGAAGCGGGGGCUGCGGCUUGCACCACGGUUUCCGCCGAGGACUCGUCGUCCCCCGCUCCCUUGGGACACGACUGCCUCCAGCUCCCCUCGGGGGCUUCGGGGUAUAACUCGGGGGACCACCUCUCCAACUGCAGCUUGGAGCCCAACUACAGCAGUCGCUCAUCACUGGAACCCAGGGAGAACAGCAACACUAGCACUACCUCAGCCGGGGCUCCAGAGUCUGCCGGGGCCGACAGGGGGAAGGGGGCACAGGAGGAGUCGGGGGAGCACGGGGCGGCGGCGUGUAGCUGCUGUUUUGAGGUGCUCCCUCACGCUGUGGAGUGCAAAGGACAGGACUUGGACCAAGCCGGGCACCUGGCCUCGGGACGCUGUCGCAGGGGGGUGGACUUUCAGGGCUCGACCUCCAAGAACUUCUUUGCUCCCGAGCACAUGUGCCCUUCCUCGGAGCAGGUGAGCUAUGAAGGGCUUCCUUGCUGCUUCUACAAAGAGAUGAAGGUCCACCGGGCCGCGGCAGGGCGUUACGCCGAGGACUACGCUGUUAACGUGCAGUACGCACACGCAGACUCGGAAGCCUGCUCCGGGCAGGGCUGCUGCGAACUCAACCAGAGAAUACCCAUAAUUCCCGAGGACACGGACUGCGAACUGGGCAUGGGGUUAGAGACGCACAGCAGCUUGUUGCCGGUCGGCGUCACGGUGGAGGCGGAGUUGCGGACUGGGGAGCAACACGAGCCCAAGGAGAGGUACUUCACCUCGGGACAGUUCAGGGGUCAGUCGUACCCUCAGGAGGAGGAGACCAGGGCCUUGUUUCACCCUCAGCUCACUGUCAGCCCCGCUGCACUGGGAAGCAGUGCUUCAGCUAACGAGGGAGGUCUGGGCACAUGAACUGAAGUCCAGAGAGAACGGGACUCAAUCACAAACGUGGUACCAUGUCAGUCAGUUAGUGGUUUAAACCCUCAGUUGCCUUGUUCUGACCUUGCUCUCCGAGCACUGAAUGUUAUCAUCUUAGGAUUGUGUGGAUUUCUACUGAAAUGGCCUGUCAUUUCUAGAUAUAUAUACGAUGUAUCAAGUUCAUUCCUGUGGCCACAAAUGUCUCAAGCCUCGGAGACGAAGUAAUACUACGAAUUCGGAAAGGGGAGGGGGGUAGAAUGAGGUCGGUAUUCGCAUCCGUCUGAAGGCUGCCUGCUGCCGUCAGGAGUCCGGGCCCAUUUCUUACGAGAUCGUUCUUUUUUUUCAGAUUUUACAAACAAAAAAAAUCUAGACUCCAUCUUUUGUGCAAGCCCCGGGAAUCUGAGAGUUUUCUCUGCAAACGUACACUCUUAAUUUGCAAACACCUACAUGUAUACAGUCUGUAUAUAUGCGCACAUGAACAUUGACUGCCUAUAAAGCUUCAGCCACCAAUUGAAAUAGGUUCUAUGGACAUAGCUAUACCAAAACAGAAAGACAUGAUUGUUGUUGUUGUUUUUUUUUUUUAAACUUUUUUCAAGAGCAGGGAAACGGGUCUUUCAGUUUGUCUGUGGCCCACAGAUUUCUCUAAGGAGAAAGAGCUAUAUUACAGAAAAACAAACAAAAAAAAAUGCAUAGAAAUGUGAAUGCAAGGCUGACACUGGUCUCUAUUCAGAAUACAGAAUUUGUUUUAUGCAUUGCAUUUCUGUCCAGCCGUGGCCUGCCUGAAUGAGACGAGCAACACGGAUGAGCUUAUGCUGGUAAGCUAUUUGUAGCGACAUGUAAAGACACCGCGCGGCCACCGGUCAGACAUCAGGCCGCGGAGAGUGUCUCGGGGACAGCAGGUUUCUCCAGAAGUGGAGCGCAGUGCUCUUCCUUAAUUUGGAAAAAAAAAAAAGCGCAUCUUUGCCGUCACUUGCCCAAUUUCCUCCAUGAGGCGUGCUCUAAUAAAUAUCUAUGAAAGGUUCUAGCGUGUAUCUAAAGGCCAAAGGAAAGUAGCUGGAAAAGACUCAUAUUUCAUAAGGGUUCCUUAUUGUACUGUGACUUUUUUUUUUUUUUAUAAAUGAUGCAGUUAUACAUACCACAGUGUAUCCGUUCGAAUCAUAUCAUGCAGAGCAUAAUACAUACUUGCAAUAUCAACGCUUGUCGUUCAUGCCUUUCUGUUUGUCCUGCAGACUGUUUUUUUUUAUACUGUUUCUAUGAAAUAUACACAUUCUCUACACAGAGGAAAACCUGAAAUAACCAUAUUUAUAAGUUAACCCAGUGCUGUAAUCAAGUGAGAAUCUAAUCUUGCCUUUUGCAUAGAGAUAUGUACCUACUGCAAAUAUAACAUUUUGGGGUACUUGAGUCACUAUUUAAUUUUUUUUUUUUUUUUUUAUUGUUUCUAGCACUUAAGAAGAUAAAAAAAUGUGUACAAAAAUUAAUAUUUUUUAAUUUUUUAAGAAUAUAAUUAUUUUCUGUCAUUACCAGUACAAAUGUUUUAAAGGAAAAAAAAGAGGCUAGAAAUCAAUCUGUGUAUAUUUCUGUACCUGUAUAGCAAACACAUUUCAUAAAUGGAAAUAUGUUCUCUGAAUAUUUAUUUACUAAUAUAUUUAUCUUUAAGCCAUGUCUUAUGUUCAGAGUGUAUGAACGUUUGAGUUAUUUGGUUGCUUAUUAUUUUUGAGAAAAAUCACUAACAUGAGACUUUGUAUAUACAUGGUAAUUGCACACAAGACGAUUAAAUCUUCUCUGACCAAAAAACUGAUUUUAAAACUUUAGUACCAUACAGUUUUGUAAUUAAAAGUGUACAAAGAUCUGUAAAAUAUACAGUUUUAUUCAAGUAA
Molecule: messenger RNA, 4843 nt
Organism: Mugil cephalus (flathead mullet)
Lineage: Eukaryota; Metazoa; Chordata; Actinopteri; Mugiliformes; Mugilidae
Gene: znrf3
Product: zinc and ring finger 3
Exons: 8
Coding region: 267-2960 (897 amino acids)
Biological process (GO): Wnt receptor catabolic process; ubiquitin-dependent protein catabolic process; negative regulation of canonical Wnt signaling pathway
Molecular function (GO): frizzled binding; ubiquitin protein ligase activity
Source: RefSeq, a predicted model, not a curated record